AUGGAAAAUGAAAAGUUUAUGGAAGCUUCUUACGAGAUUGCCUUGUUGAUAGCUAAAGACAAGAAACCACACACUAUUGGUGAGUCCCUUGUAAAACCUUGUUUACUUACUGCUUGUAAAACUAUAUUGAAUGAAGAAAGUUGUGCUAAAGUUGCAAAAAUUUCUCUGUCAAACGAUACAAUAAAACACAGAAUCGAUGAAAUGGCUCACGAUUUGAAGAAUCAAAUAAUAGAAAAAUUAAAUAAGUCUCCGUUCUUUUCACUUCAGUGUGACGAAACAACGGACAUUUCGCAGAAUUCUCAAUUACUGUUUUAUUCAACAAAGGCGGUUGAUGUAUUUUCUGUUCUUUCUGAUUUUUCAAUAUCUAACAGUCUUCCUUGGGAGAAAGUAAUUGGUAUAUGCACUGACGGAGCUCAAGCUAUGACUGGCUGUAAAAAUGGUUUUAUUCAACUAGUCAAGGAAAAAAACCCUAACAUAAUUGGUUCACACUGCAUCAUUCAUAGACAGGCUUUAGCUUGCAAGACUUUACCUGAAUCACUAAACUCAGUUUUGAAUUUGGCAAUAACAAUUGUCAACUGUGUAAAAUCUAGUGCUUUAAAUACUAGAAUUUUUAAUGUUUUGUGUAAUGAGUUGCAAAGUGACCAUCAAACUCUUAUUUAUCACACAGAAGUUCGUUGGCUGUCUAAAGGACAUACAAAUAUUCUGAAGUCGUACGAUACAAUUCAAGCUUUUUUAGAAAAAAUAUCAUUGUGGCAACGCCAUCUUUGUGCGACCAAACCUAAUUUCUCAUCUUUUCCACGGCUUAAUGAACUUCUUGAUGAUACCGAAAAUCACAUAUUAAAUAUCGAGAAUGAGUUUAAGGAAUUGAUUUCAGCACAUCUGGUAUCUUUAAAAGACCAACUAUCAAAGUAUUUUCCUGAUAUUUCUACAGAGAACUGGCAAUUUAAAUUAGUAUUAGAUCCAUUCAAAAUUGAUGUGGACAUACUUCCAGAUUAUCUUCAAGAGCAAACCAUCGACCUUAAGAAUGAUUCACAAGCAAAAGAAGACUUUAAAAAUAAGACUGUUGAAGAUUUUUGGCUGUGUUAUCUCUCUAUUAAUCCGGAAGUUGCCAAUGAAGCUGCGAAGUUAUUGGUUCAGUUUUCUUCCACCUACCUCUGCGAGUCUGGCUUUUCGGCGCUUGCUUAUAUAAAAUCGAAAUAUCGAGCACGAUUGGACGUGGAGUGA
Molecule: messenger RNA, 1224 nt
Organism: Aphis gossypii (cotton aphid)
Lineage: Eukaryota; Metazoa; Arthropoda; Insecta; Hemiptera; Aphididae
Product: protein ZBED8-like
Exons: 3
Coding region: 1-1224 (407 amino acids)
Source: RefSeq, a predicted model, not a curated record